Messenger RNA from Gracilinanus agilis (Agile Gracile Mouse Opossum), 1488 nucleotides. Its product is annotated as potassium voltage-gated channel subfamily C member 1-like. Gene Ontology annotation, molecular function: delayed rectifier potassium channel activity; protein binding. Gene Ontology annotation, cellular component: dendrite membrane; axon; voltage-gated potassium channel complex. The transcript has 3 exons. The coding region runs from base 112 to 1422 and encodes 436 amino acids. NCBI's taxonomy places the organism in Eukaryota, Metazoa, Chordata, Mammalia, Didelphimorphia, Didelphidae. The record is from RefSeq and is a predicted model, not a curated record. Gene Ontology annotation, biological process: potassium ion transmembrane transport; protein homooligomerization.
CUGACUCUCAAACUUAAGAACCAAUCACUCGGAAACUCUACAAUUUGGGAACUCUUGAACACAGGAUCGCUGACAAGAACCGAGCGGACCCAAGAAUCGGGCAGGCGGGUCAUGGAGGGCUCAGGCGAGAGGCUGGUCCUCAACGUGGGAGGUGUGCGCUAUGAGACGUACCACAGCACCCUUCGGGCCUUCCCUGGCACCCGGCUCUAUCAGCUGACCGAGCCGCCCAUGGGUGGCCCCCUGGCCCGAGAGGUCUUCUUCGACCGCAGCCCCCACCUCUUUGGCUACGUACUGGGCUACUACCGAACGCGCCAGCUGCACUGCCCCCCAGACAUAUGCCGGGCAGUGCUGGAGGAAGAGCUAGCCUUCUGGGGGCUAGCCGAUGCCCCCCUGGCCCCCUGCUGCUGGCUGAAGCUCAGUGGUGGUGAUGGACGGGCAGAGGACUUCCAUGCCUGGGAGGAGAGUGAGCUGAGUGAGGAACAAGGCCUGCUGGGACCCAUCGAGAGCCCCAACUCCACCAGGGCCCAGGGGACCUGGAAACCGUGGCUGUGGACUCUGCUUAACCAGCCCUGCUCCUCCCUAGCGGGCAAGUGUGCUGCCCUGCUGUCUAUGCUCUUCCUCCUGGGUGUCCUGGUCAUCUUCUUCCAAGAAACCUCGGUGCAGCUGGAGUACUUUACGUCCAACUUCCGGCCCCUGGAGCCCUGGGAUGGUGAGAAAGACGGCCUGCCCCCGCCUCAGGCCCCUACCCCGGGCCUGGUGUACCAGCGGGCCCCCCACCUCCUCUACCUAGAACUGCUGUGCGUGCUGUGGUUCGGAGCCGAGCUGCUGGCUCGAAGCAUCUCCUGUCCCAACAAGGUCAAAUUCCUGCGCAGCCCGAUGACCCUGGUCGACCUGGCAUCCCUCUUUCCCGUGCUGGUCGAGCUGGCCGUGGGCCGGCGAGCCGAGCGCCACCCCCGCCUCUGCCUGGUGCUGGGAGCCCUGCGGGUGCUCUACAUACUUAAGCUGGGCCGCCUCCUGGGGCUGGUGGAGAAGCCGCUAGCCCUGCGGGUGCUGGCUCACACGCUGCGCUCGUCCUGGCGCGAGGCGGGCCUCCUGCUCCUGCUCUGGGCUGGAGAGAUCUUACUGUUUGGCUCUCUCUUCCUCUACGGGGAGCUGCUGGGCACCGGCCAUGGCCAGGGCCAGAGUGAGGUGCACUUUGCUGACAUCCUCACCUGCUUCUGGUGGACGGUGAUCACCCUCACCACCGUGGGCUACGGGGACAUCUACCCCAUGUCCGCCUUGGGCCAGGUCACGGCCGCCAUCACAGCGAUGGCGGGCAUGCUGACCAGCGUCCUUCUGGUGCCCAUCCUCCUGGUCCGCUUUCAGAGAUGCUACGCUGUUGCCCUGGCCCGUCAGAAGCUGAGGCCCAGCGGGACCCUGUGAUGGGACAGACCCCAGGCUCCUCGGGGAGGUGGGAUGGGACCCCAGGUGCCUGCCCUGACGAUUUCA